Drosophila erecta is the source of this 2239-nucleotide messenger RNA. RefSeq lists its product as uncharacterized. Lineage: Eukaryota; Metazoa; Arthropoda; Insecta; Diptera; Drosophilidae. Bases 946 to 2028 code for a protein of 360 amino acids. The transcript has 2 exons. The record is from RefSeq and is a predicted model, not a curated record.
CGGCCCACUAGAUGCGGCCAAGACGAACAGUUGGCUACGAGGCACGUUGGCGGGCGGAACUCAACGCGAUCGCAGCUGAUCGCCGGUCAUAGAAAAGAGCGGGACGGCAGACGCGAGUCGGAGCGAGACGGCGAGCUUGGGAGCCGGGGAGCCCCAAGGUGUGAGCGAGAGAGACAGCAUUGCCAUAUACACACGUAUAUACAUAACUGACUGUGGAAAAUAUCGCUCUGUUUUCCCCACUCUGUUUUUGUUUGCCAGCCCAUAAAACUCAGUUUUGGUGUGCUGUGUUCUUGGAACAUUUUUUUUUCGAUUUUCCCCCGUUGCGGCCCUAAAAGUGGCACAGUGUGUCCCACCUAGUGUCACCACUGCGCGCGGGGUGAGGGGGAAAGUUACGGAAAAUUGGGAAAGCGUUCGGGAACGCCUUUGGGAGCGGAUCAACUAUAAAUAGCAGAACAUAAAAGAGAGAGAGUACUGACAAAAAGAAGACAAAAAUAAUUCGAAGCGUGGGCAGCAUACAAAGUACAGUGCAGCCAGGCUACAGUGCACAUGCGACAAGCAAAUAAAUUGUAAAUAAAAAACAAAGAAACAUCGUUUAAAACAAGUUCCAAGACAAACACAGAAAAGUAAAACAAGGUUGCAUCUGAAUAUUAAGGAAAGCUAAUGAAAUUAAAGCAAUGCCCCUUUAGCGAGUGCCGCCUAUACAGACAUAGUUGAGAUAAACAAUAAAUUGGCCAAAGGCCAACAAAGCAAGAAGAAGCAGAAGAUCAGCCGUGAAUGAAGAAGAAGCAGCAGCAGAAAAAGGCAGAUCAAACAAGAGAACAACGGACGGACAACCAACAGGUGGAAGGAAACGAAGACCCAAAAAGAUCAAAGCGCAUAGAGCAAACCCUGAUCUUAAAAUCCACAUUAGAACAUUGGGCAAGGAGCCACAGCUGAUGAGCCGCCAUGUCCCAAGAGGCGGCAGAAGAUGACGAGGCUUUGCAGGAAGAGGAGGCGGAGCAGGCGGAUCAGGCGGAGGAUGAUCCGCUGGCCAAUUUGCUCAGCCUGAAGCUGAAGAAGCCCCCCCACUGGAACUGGGAGCUGAGCACCUCCCGCAGCUGCAGCAAUAUUGCUCUGCCCAGGAUCUUGUUAUACGAUCACACGGGCAAUCUGCUGGUGGAUGCCGAUGGCCAGAGGGAGGAGAUCUACACAUCCAGGGAUUCGCAGAGGCGUCGCAAGCGUUCGGCCACCGCUAAUUUGGAGCGCAACUUCCAUAGCCUUCGGAUAGCAGAGGCCACGCCCACGCCCACGCCCACCGUAGCGCCCAGCGAGGCCACGCCCAGUUCGAGUCGGGAAAGUGGGCGGCGGAAAACGCAUGGCAGCUGCAUUGACUUCAGCACCCACGAACUGCCCAACUGGGAGCCAUCGGUGAGUUCGCGUCGCUCCAGUUCGCUGCGUGGAGUUCGCUUCCAGGAGACGGAGGACCUGCCCGCUUACCCCACACCCCCCUCCACAUCCACCCUGAACUCGUCCAGCUCGGGCCCGAGGGAGAAGCGACGCUACCGCCGCUCGCAGAGCUCCAUCCUGGAGAGAUUCAGUCUCUCGAAGGGCCGCCACUCAUCGCCAGAGUUCGCCCAGGAGGAGGAUGUGGUCAAGGCGCCGCGUUACUACCUGCGAACCAGCAAGGCGGGUACCCUGGUGAUUCGCGAGGAGAGCUUCAGUUCCCAGAGGAUGCGGCAUCGGCGCCGUCGUCCGCCGAAGCACUCCUCCAAUGAGAAUAUGCUGCAGGAGCAGCUGCAGGAGCAGCAGCAGCAGCAGGAGCAGGAGCAGGAGCUCGUGCAGGCCACGACUCGCAGGAGAGCGCAGCAAAGGACACUCUCCACCUCGGAGGAGGAGGCGCGGCCUGCGGCGCUGGAGACACGGAGGUCCAGGGGCAGGCCCAGGAACACAAGCCAACGCAGCUGCGGCAAGGAUGCGGCUCAGGAGCUCAUCACCGUGGAUCCCGACAAUUGUGUAUAUCGAGCAGCGCCGGGCGCCACCGCGCGAUAGAAGAGAAGCUACAAGAGCCCCCAAAAGAUAGGAAGCCAAGACGAAUCCCAAGACGAUGGGAUUGGGUAUGGAAAAGUGCACAGGAUGCCGGGAAGUGCAGGCAGGAAGUGCAGAAUGAACAGACAAAACUAGAGUUCCUCCAUGUGAUGUAAGACGAUUAAACAUAUGAAAGUAAAACCAAUGAAACCAAUAAAACAAUACCUUAAACUCA